Malaya genurostris is the source of this 3477-nucleotide messenger RNA. RefSeq lists its product as uncharacterized. The record is from RefSeq and is a predicted model, not a curated record. The transcript is spliced from 7 exons. Gene Ontology annotation, biological process: proteolysis; DNA integration. NCBI's taxonomy places the organism in Eukaryota, Metazoa, Arthropoda, Insecta, Diptera, Culicidae. The coding region runs from base 1 to 3477 and encodes 1158 amino acids. Gene Ontology annotation, molecular function: aspartic-type endopeptidase activity; zinc ion binding; nucleic acid binding.
AUGGAUAGCGAUGGGAAAUACGUUCGUAUAAGGAAAGAUUUUGUAGCUUAUUCGAGUGAUGAAGAACUUGAACAAGAAGCUAGCCAUAACAGUAUUGCAGAAAGCAACAGUGAAAAUUGUGACUCGCGCAGCGACUGUUCUGAAACAUACAGCGAUCAUAGUCAAUGCCCCGUUAUCGAUAGCGAUUGUGCUGGUCAGCAAGACAGUGAAGACAGCAGACUUUCUAGAGACGAAAUCAACGACCCAGUGAUUGCUCGUACUACUGACGGAGAAUCGGAUCCACAAACCAACACGAACACUAACACCCAAAAAGGUGAUAGCGACCGCAUGCAACAAAUAGAAAAAAUAUUGGCUGAACUUACUAAAGCAUUCAAACAUUGUGAGUCUAACAUGCCGACUAAUCGUCAAACUGAGCAUAGUUGGGAUUUCAGCGGUGAAACAUCUAAGCCUCAAAACUCAUACCCAAACGUUCGUUUGGAACAUAUCAAUCGCUUCCCAAGCGGAAUUCGUCCCAAUCAAAUGUUGGCUGAAUGGUUCGAGUUCAUUGAAAACUUUGAGGUAGCGAUGUCAUUGUACAAUGCAAACGAUCCUGUAUAUAGAUCAAAGUUACUAUAUCUCUCCCUCGGUCAAGAGCUACAAGCAAUUGUAAAGGCUGCUAACCUGCGGCCCGCUUUAAUAGACACAAAUUGCUACAGAACAUUUGUAGAAAAUAUAGAGAACCACUUACGCUCAAUGACAGACACGGCUGCUGAACACCGGGCAUUUCUCAGUAUGAAACAGGAGAAAGGCGAGUCUACGGUUGCGUUUCAUGCUCGGUUAGUUAGAAAUGUGAAACUUUGUGGUUAUAGUGUUUGUGACCAAAAUCGGUUUGUUCGGGCACAAUUGCUUGAUGGUCUGAAAAACAAAGAGUUGGUAAAAGCGGCACGCACAUAUGGACACGACACCAACUUCAUAGUGCAGUCAUCCACUCGAUAUGAGGCUUACGAAUCGGAAAUAACUCAGCAACCAAUAGACCCGAAUGUUUUCGAAAUUGGUCGAAACCAUGGAUAUAACAAACGAAGCAACCAGUGGAUUGACAACAGCCAAUGCAAGUAUCGCCGAAUGAAUCAAAACUAUACGCAAGAUCAUCGAUCUAGUUACAUCGAUCGUGGAAACAGUUACUUCAAGCAACCUAGUGGCCUGCAUCUCAACACUCAAACACGUGGUCGACGAUCACGGUGCCCAAGAAAAUGUAAUGCCUGCGGCCAACAAGGACAUUUUUCGGUAACAUGUCGAUCAAAACGCCUUCGACCGGUUGAGCAGAGGGAGCUAGGUGGUGAACCUUCUGGCGAUGAAAUUAGCGUCGACUCAAAGCAGAAUAUAAACGCUAUAAGUUUGGACGAGGCAUUAAUCGAUUGUAGUGUCGCAUCCUGUAAACCCAUUCGCUUUCUCAUCGAUUCGGGGGCUGAUGUAAAUGUCAUCGGUGGCAAAGAUUGGUUGAAUCUAAAACGUGAGCUCAAGGCAGAUUCAACAGAACUCGAAAUUAUUCAACAAUCUCAAAAACAUCUACAUGCUUACGCUUCUACUCAACCAAUGCCAAUCGAAUGCAUAUUCAAAGCGAAUGUUGAGGUACUAGGUGCCGAAAAACCUUCAGUUAUCGCAUUGUUUUACGUUGUCCCGAACGGCAUAAGAUCACUUUUAGGUAGAUCCACUGCUAGUGACUUGAAAUUGUUGCAGGUGGGAAUGAGUGUGAACAGCGUUAAAACACUUGACCACAUUUUCCCGAAAAUGCCGGGUGUAUCAGUUAAAUUCAAUAAUGCAUACUAUAAUGUUCCGGCAGCGUUCCGGGAGGCAGCACGACAAAGGUUACGUGACAUGGAAAAACAAGGAAUAAUCGAAAAGGUUACGGCUGCACCUAGCUGGAUUAGUGGUAUGUCAGCCGUAGCUAAAGACCUUAGCAAUGCGUUCUACCAUUUAGAACUUGACGAAGAAUCGCGCGAAUUGACAACGUUCCUCGCUGAAAACGGCAUGUAUCGUUUCACUCGGCUAAUGUUCGGAGUUAAUUGCGCUCCAGAAAUCUUUCAACGGGAAAUGACUCGCUUGUUCAUAGGCAUGGAAAACGUGAUUGUGUACAUAGACGAUAUCCUCGUUUUCGCUAAAUCCUUAGAAGAAUUAAGGAUAACUGUUAGAAAAGUGCUGGAAAUUUUGCGGAUCAAUAAUUUAACACUCAACAACAAUAAAUGCGAGUUCGAUAAAGAGCGUAUAAAAUCAAGAGAAGAAUCAAAGCGGGCUCUGACUCGUGCGGACGGCUGGGCACUCAGAUUAAGUCCAUACAGUUACGAAAUUGAAUAUGUGCGCGGCAGAGACAACAUAGCCGACCCAUCUUCUAGGCUAUAUGAUGGGGAAGACGAACCGUUCAAUGAUGACAUCAGUCCAUGGGAAAUAGCGGCGCUCGAAGCCAACGCUGUAAACAUUCUGACUGAACAAGAGAUCGCGAGCGCUACGCUAAAGGAUGAAACACUACAACGCGUAAUAACCGCUCUAGAAACAGGGCAAUGGUCUGAUGUAGAUGAAAGGUACAAAAAGGUGAGGGAAGACCUAUCUAUCCGGGAUGGUAUUAUAAUGAAAACGGGAUGUGCAGUCAUUCCAACUACGCUGCAGAACAAAGCUCUCGAAAUAUCGCAUGAAGGGCAUCCGUCGAUUGCGAAAAUGAAGAGUAUAAUCAGACAACGCGUUUGGUGGCCAGGUGUAGCGAAAAUGGUUCAAAAAUGGGUAGAAUCAUGUGAAACGUGUGCUAUAAACGGAAAACCAGAGAGACCCACCCCGAUGCAACGGAUGUUCGCUCCAAAAGUUGUGUGGGAGACAAUCGCGAUCGAUUUUAACGGUCCUUAUGUGAUAUUUGGAGGUAUCUCAAUUCUUGUCGCAAUAGAUUACAGAUCACGAUAUCUGAUUGCUCGCCCCGUAAAGUCCACGGGUUUCGAAUCAACCAGAAAGGUCUUAGAAGAGAUUUUUGAUAAGGAGGGAUAUCCAAAGAAUAUUAAAUCCGACAACGGGCCUCCGUUCAAUGGUACAGAUUAUAAGGAAUAUUGUGCAGAGCGAGGUAUAACAGCACUGUUUUCCACGCCCUUGUUUCCUCAACAGAAUGGACUUGUGGAAAGCGCAAUGAAAAUAGUCAACAAAGCAAUGAAUGCUGCCGUAUGCGACAAAACGAGCUACAUUGAUGAGUUACGACAAGCAAUACACGCAUAUAAUGCUGGGGCCCACAGCAUUACCAAAUUACCACCCGAGGAAAUUAUGUCAGGAAGGAAAAUCAAACGUGGAUUACCGUUGAUUAACUACCAACGAGUUCCAAUUGACGAUAAAGCCUUGGACAGCAUGGAUCGUCAGGCAAAGUUGAUUGGAAAACAUAGGGAAGACUAUCGAAGAGGAGCACGAAAAUGCCGUGUGAAAGAAAUCCCGCAAGAAAUUUUCAGUCAAUUCGACGCGGAGAUCGUAUAA